AUCAAGGUCCUCCUCGAGUCUCUCACACAAUGGAGCAAGCAGAUUGUCGACGAGAACUACGUCAGCGACGUCUAUGUCCGCCUCGGAAAUGACUUUAACUCGGCUGUGGCGGCGUUCGGGGCGUUUAGCAUCGAUAUGAACGAGCUCUCGUCUGUCCCGGACAACCUCCACGAAAUCCUCGAGACGUGCCUAUCCGAAGACACCAAUCCGGAGAACCUCGAAAAAUUCCUGCCCCGAGUGCGCAAGAUUAUCACUCAGCUGUUACAAGGUCUCCGGGCCAAACAGUCGAUAUACCGGCGUAUCGUACAAGAUCACAAGCAGCGCCCCGACGGAGGCAGUGAUCGGGACUCGCGCUCGUCGCGUUCGGAACGCGUAAGAGAGGAGAGCGUGCCGCCCCGUCCGUCCUCGCGCGGCCCGAACGACACCCCGGCGCGCAGCAAGACGCCUUCGUCGCGGUGA
This is a messenger RNA of Trametes versicolor FP-101664 SS1, 459 nucleotides long. RefSeq lists its product as uncharacterized. NCBI's taxonomy places the organism in Eukaryota, Fungi, Basidiomycota, Agaricomycetes, Polyporales, Polyporaceae. The transcript has 2 exons. Gene Ontology annotation, biological process: establishment of cell polarity. The annotation marks the transcript as partial. Gene Ontology annotation, cellular component: cell tip; cytoplasm. The record is from RefSeq and is a predicted model, not a curated record.